GCUAUUAUGAUUAUUUAAUAAAUAUUUGUAGUGUGAAGAAUCGGUUGGAAUUUCAUCAGUUGCCUCUGAAACAUAAAGCUUAGGGAAAUUAUUAAUAGGAACAAUGUUGGCACUUCGCACCGCAUUACGCUGUAAUUUUGCAGCCCCCAAGCUUGCUCGAAAUACCACAACUUCUUUCAAGAUCGGUCAUUUUUGUACGUCACAAUCUGUGGCAAAUGUUGCUGUUCGAAAUGUAGUAACAUUUCACAUACCAUCUCAACCAGCUUUACUAAAUGGUCAAGUAAUCCAAAGAAGACAAUAUGCAUCAAAUACGAGGAAAGAUGAUACCGAUACAGAACCUAUGCAACGGGUUUACUACGGUUCUUUGGCACCAAGAAUGAAAGCAGUCAAAUUUUUCUCCCUGACUACCAGUUUAGCCGGCCUGGCUGCCCAGCCUAUAUUAAUGGAACAGGGUAUGAAAAUGGGAGGCACAGGAAUGGCUGUAUUCUUGUGUGGAUUUGCUGGUUUCUUUACAUUUGUCACACCGUUCCUGUUACAUUUCAUCACAAAGAAAUAUGUUACAGAGAUACAUUAUAAUCCACAGACCGAUGAAUAUGUAGCCACAACAAUAUCAAUUAUUUUGCAAAAAAUUAAGACCAAAUUUAGGCCCAGUGAUGUAAAAGUUCCCGAAGUUCCUGGAAUGUUUACAUCUUUCUUGGUUAAUGGUAAACCGCUUUUUGUUGACCCUGCUUUAUUCGAUGACCCAGAACAUUAUGUGCGCAUUAUGGGCUAUGACAAACCUAUUGAUUUUAAAUUAGAAACGACAAAUGUUUCCAAUGACGAUAGUAGCAAGAUCAAGAAAUAAAUCGAUGUAAAAUAUGAA
This is a messenger RNA of Musca domestica (house fly), 862 nucleotides long. Its product is annotated as transmembrane protein 70 homolog, mitochondrial. NCBI's taxonomy places the organism in Eukaryota, Metazoa, Arthropoda, Insecta, Diptera, Muscidae. Bases 104 to 844 code for a protein of 246 amino acids. Gene Ontology annotation, cellular component: mitochondrial membrane. The transcript is spliced from 2 exons. Gene Ontology annotation, biological process: mitochondrial proton-transporting ATP synthase complex assembly. The record is from RefSeq and is a predicted model, not a curated record.